Messenger RNA from Charadrius vociferus (killdeer), 2808 nucleotides. RefSeq names its product epithelial chloride channel protein-like. The record is from RefSeq and is a predicted model, not a curated record. Gene Ontology annotation, molecular function: intracellularly calcium-gated chloride channel activity. The coding region runs from base 1 to 2808 and encodes 935 amino acids. NCBI's taxonomy places the organism in Eukaryota, Metazoa, Chordata, Aves, Charadriiformes, Charadriidae. Gene Ontology annotation, biological process: chloride transport. The transcript is spliced from 15 exons.
AUGGGGAUGAUUAGGAGUUUGAUAUUUUUGCUGUCUUUUCAGCUCCUGCAUGUGGCAAAAGGUUCUAUGGUAAGGCUAAACAAGAAUGGCUAUGAGGAUUUGGUUGUUGCAAUUAGUCCCCAGGUGCCAGAAGAUGUCAACAUCAUCCUGAACACGAUGAACAUGAUUAAAAGUGCUUCUAAUUACUUGUUUGAAAUGACAAAACAUCGAUUUUUCUUCAAGUCUGUAAAAAUUAUAAUUCCUAAAACGUGGAAGAAAAAACCCAACUAUUCAAGAUUAAAAACAGAAUCAUAUAAUAAGGCAGAUGUCAUCAUAGCAGACCAUUAUAUGAAACAGGUAGAUGAUCCUUAUACCUUACAGUAUGGAGGAUGUAAGGAGAAAGGACGAUACAUCCAUUUCACACCUAACUUCUUGUUAAAUGACCAUUUAGCUAAAGGUUAUGGAGAAAGAGGUCGAGUUUUUGUCCACGAAUGGGCUCACUUGCGGUGGGGAGUGUUCGAUGAAUAUAACAGCGACAUGCCUUUUUAUGUGUCUAGAAAUUCCAAAAAAGGAAGUGUUAAAGCAACAAGCUGUCCGGCUGGUUUGACUGGUACACCUGUUUUUGCAGACUGCAAUGGAGACAAGUGUGAGUCAAGAAGCUGUAGAUACGAUGGUCAGCUAUAUGAAAAAGGAUGUUCAUUUAUUCCAGAUAUACAACAAGAUAUCUCAGGUUCUGUUAUGUGUUUUCAAUCCAUACCUUCUGUUGUUGAAUUUUGUGAUAAAAACACUCACAAUAUUGAGGCUCCAAAUAUGCAGAAUAAGAUAUGCAACUACAAAAGCACGUGGGAAGUAAUUAUGGAAUCUGAUGACUUUCGCAACUCAGCUGUUUUAAAUGCUUCUGCACCCCCCUCUGAGACUACCUUCACACUACUGCAGACCCAAGACAGAGCAGUUGCUUUAGUGCUGGAUGUUUCUGGGAGCAUGUCAGUGCAUCACCGCAUCAAACAUCUCUAUAGUGCUGCAGAGGUAUUUCUGCUCCAUAUUAUUGAAAUCAAUUCCUGGGCUGGAAUUGUCACUUUUGACUCUGAAGCAUCUGUAAAAGCUCCUUUGCAACAAAUAACCAAUGAUGAAGCACGCCAAAAACUUGUUCAAUAUUUGCCUACACUUGCUAGUGGAACAACCAAUAUCUGUGCAGGCAUAAAUAAAGGACUUAAGUUAAUUAAAGAUAAAAUGGCUACUACAUAUGGUUCAGAAAUUGUGUUACUGACAGAUGGAGAGGACUCGGGUGUAGGAGCUUGCUUGCAGUCGGUGAAAGAAAGUGGAGCAAAAAUUCACACCAUUGCACUGGGGCCACAGGCAGCCAAAGAAUUAGAAGAGUUUUCAACACUAACAAGAGGUUUAAAGCUUUAUGCUGCAGAUGGAGCCACCCCCAGUAAAUUAGUCACGACAUUCAGUAGACUUACAUCAGAAAGUGGAGAUAUUUCUGAACAAUCUAUUCAGCUUGAAAGCAAAGAGCUCACUGUUCAGUAUUCUGGAUGGAUGAAUGCUACUGUGCCUGUUGACAAAACUGUGGGAAAGGGCACUUUCUUCAGCAUUGCAUGGAAUAUAUCUCAGCCAUUUUUUUUCAUGAGGGACCCCAAAGGAAAAGAAUAUGGAAGCCUCGACUUUAUAAUCAAUGAUUUAACCCAAAACGCAGCUAGACUCAGUAUAAGUGGCACUGCAGAGGUGGGUGAUUGGCAGUUUUGUAUUAAAAAUAUUCAUACAGGGACUCAAGAUAUAUCAGUAACAGCUACCUCUCGGCCAGCAUCAUCUUCUGUUCCUCCUGUGAUCGUUACAGCUCAUAUGAACAGGGCAAAUACAGCAUUUAAUCCAGUUGUUGUUUAUGCAGAGGUUAGCCAAGGGUUUUUGCCUAUUCUUGGUGCAACUGUGACAGCCACCAUAGAGAAGGACGGUGCUGCAGCAGUAAACCUUGAACUUCUUGAUAAUGGAGCAGGUGCUGACACGAUAAAGAAUGAUGGAAUUUACUCAAGAUACUUUACUUCUUUACAAGGCAUUGGAAGAUACAGUGUAAAAGUUAAUGUCCUGGGGAGAAAUACAACCACCAGACUUGGCUUCAAGCAAAACCAAGCCUUCUAUAUACCAGGCUACAGAGAAAAUGGUAAAAUUUAUAUGAAUGCACCGAGACCUAAAUUUACUGAUAAAGAAAUGGAAGUCAAGCUGGGAAGUUUCAGCAGAAUUUCAACAAGUUCCCUUGUAGUGAAUAGAGGAGAUUAUCCUCCUGUUUAUCCACCCUGUAAAGUUACAGACCUUCAUGCUCUUAUAGAAAACAAAACAAUAGUCUUGUCUUGGACAGCUCCAGGAGGUGACUUGGACAAUGGAAAAGCUGAUCACUACAUAAUAAAAAGCAGUAAAAGUCUCCUGGACCUAAGAAAUCACUUUGAUCGUGCUACUUCUGUGAAUUCCUCUAAUCUCAUACCUAAGGAGGCUGGUAGAGAAGAAUCAUUUAAAAUUAAUCUCGAAAAUUUUGAUAUUGAAAAUGACACCAUAAUCUACUUUGCUAUACGUGCUGUUGAUGAUACCAACUUGAUUUCAGAGGUGUCUAAUAUAGCACAAGCCACAUGGUUCAUUCCUCCAAAACCAUCCGUGCCUUUAGAUUAUGAUGGCAACAAUGACAGUGUUAAUCGUACAGGAAGUAACAGUACAGUAAUAGGGGCAAUAAUAGCUCUGUGUGUAGUAACAGUUGUCUGUACUAUUGUAAGUUCAAUUCUGUGUGUUUUACAAAAACAAAAGGGAAGACUGGUCAUUGAAACAAUGCAAAAGCAUGUGUAA